AAUAACUUGUCUGCAGCCAUAGUGACCAAUACUGUAACUCCUUUGGUACAUUUAGGAAACUGAGGAGAGAGAAGAGAAUGCAAAGCUUCAAGGCAUCAAUGUUACGCCUCAAUUUGGAAAAUUAGGUUUCGAUUUCAGGGGCGUGGUACGGGAGCGAAAUUCUGGAAAUUGCUACGCCUCAAUCGAGCUGAUGUUUGAUUUUAUGGAUUUUAGGAUUUUCUCCCUUUUAUCAUAAUUUUUAAUUUUUUUUUUUAACAUUCAAUUGAUUUAAUUUUCUCUUUAUAACUUAUAGGUAUUAGCGGAAGGUGGAGCUAGUUCUCGAAUGGCGAUUCUUAACAGACCCUCGGUUCUCAAUGCUCUCAACACAAAUAUGGGAGACAAGUUGAAUAAACUCUAUAAAUGUUGGGAAGAUGAUCCAGAUAUCGGUUUUGUGAUGAUGAAGGGCAGUGGUCGGGCGUUUUGUGCUGGUGGAGAUAUUGUUGCACUCUAUCAUUAGAUCAACCAAGGUGGCUAUUUUGAAUGGCAUUACUAUGGGCGGCGGGGUUGGAGUUUCCAUACCUGGGACAUUUCGGAUUGCCUCUGGUAGAACUGUUUUUGAAAACCCAGAAACUCUAACUGGUUUUCACCCUGAUCCUGGUGCAUCCUUUUACCUCCCACAUCUACCUGGUCGCUUAGGGGAGUAUUUAGCUCUGACAUGGGAAAAACUCAAUGCAGCAGAAAUGAUGGCUUGUGGGCUAGCUACACAUUAUUCACUCAGCGAAGAGCGCGAGGGAGCUGAAACAAAUGAUGCUUGGUGCAGUUCCACUUUAAGAAGACUUAAAGAAGCCUCACCACUGAGCUUGAAGGUUUCCUUGAGAUCUGUCAGAUACGAAAAGGUAGAUUUGAGACCUUUGAUCAAAGCUUGGUCCGUGAAUACCGAAUGUCAUUACAAGGGAUAUCUAAGCAAAUUUCUGGUGAUUUUUGUGAGGGAAUUCGUGCACGAAUGUUGGACAAGGACCUUGCCCCAAAGACUGUGCAGUGGAGUUUUCCAAGUCUGGAGCAGGUAUUGGAAGAUGUGGUUGAUUGCUAUUUUUCCCUACUUAGUGAAACCGAGCCUGAUCUAGAGCUGCCCGCAAAACUGCGAGAAGCUUCUGAUUAGUAAAAGCUUAGAAGUUUCAAAACUCUGAUGACUUAUCAUGAAAGUGUGUGGACUUUAUGUUAAAAGUAGAUUAGGCUAACUCUGUCUUGUGGUUCGAAUAAUUGCUUAGGUUUGAUAAUGGUUGUCCUUAUUUUUGGGUUACUUCUAAUGUUUUCAUGUAGUGUUAAGUGGUUUAUUGUUUGUUUUCUUGUUAACAUAGAAUCUUAUGGAAAUAUGCAUCACUCUUUUAUAUAGAAGAAACUUUGGAUUUCUUUGCAA
This is a messenger RNA of Pistacia vera, 1396 nucleotides long. Its product is annotated as 3-hydroxyisobutyryl-CoA hydrolase-like protein 1, mitochondrial. Gene Ontology annotation, biological process: L-valine catabolic process. Bases 531 to 1103 code for a protein of 190 amino acids. Gene Ontology annotation, molecular function: 3-hydroxyisobutyryl-CoA hydrolase activity. The record is from RefSeq and is a predicted model, not a curated record. Lineage: Eukaryota; Viridiplantae; Streptophyta; Magnoliopsida; Sapindales; Anacardiaceae. The transcript has 10 exons.